CAGGGCGGACAGGUGACGCCCUCGCGCGCUCUCGCACCCCGCAAUGGCUCAGAGGCCGGAGGAGCCGAGAGGGGAUGCGCCCCCGAUGGGAGAGGACAAGGCGGACGCGGAGGUGAAGCUCAUCCUCUACCACUGGACGCAUUCCUUCAGCUCUCAAAAGGUGCGCUUGGUAAUUGCUGAAAAGGCAUUGAAGUGCGAGGAACAUGAUGUAAGUCUGCCCUUGAGUGAGCACAAUGAGCCUUGGUUUAUGCGUUUGAACUCAACUGGAGAAGUGCCUGUCCUUAUCCACGGGGAAAACAUAAUUUGUGAGGCCACUCAGAUCAUUGAUUAUCUUGAACAGACUUUCCUGGAUGAAAAAACACCCAGACUGAUGCCCGAUAAAGAAAGUAUGUAUUACCCACGGGUCCAGCAUUAUCGAGAGCUGCUGGACUCCUUGCCGAUGGAUGCUUAUACACAUGGCUGCAUUUUACAUCCUGAGCUAACUGUGGACUCCAUGAUCCCAGCUUAUGCAACAACAAGGAUUCGCAGCCAAAUUGGUAAUACUGAGUCUGAACUCAAGAAGCUCGCUGAAGAAAACCCAGAUUUACAAGAGGCCUACAUUGCCAAGCAGAAGCGUCUUAAAUCAAAGCUGCUUGACCAUGACAAUGUAAAAUACUUGAAGAAAAUUCUUGAUGAGUUGGAGAAGGUUUUGGAUCAAGUUGAAACUGAGUUACAAAGAAGAAAUGAAGAAACCCCAGAAGAGGGCCGUCAGCCUUGGCUCUGCGGAGAGUCCUUCACCCUGGCAGAUGUCUCGCUUGCUGUCACCUUGCAUCGCCUGAAGUUCCUGGGCUUUGCGAGGAGAAACUGGGGAAAUGGAAAGCGACCGAACUUGGAAACCUAUUAUGAGCGUGUCUUGAAGAGAAAAACAUUUAACAAGGUUUUGGGACAUGUCAACAAUAUAUUAAUCUCUGCAGUGCUGCCAACUGCAUUCCGGGUGGCCAAGAAAAGGGCCCCGAAAGUUCUUGGCACCACCCUUGUGGUUGGUUUGCUUGCAGGAAUGGGAUAUUUUGCUUUUAUGCUUUUCAGAAAGAGACUUGGCAGCAUGCUAUUAGCGUUUAGACCUAGACCAAAUUAUUUCUAGGCUUUUACAGACCCAGUGGUGGAAGUUCAUCCAACCAUUCUGCUCUAUUCCUUGUCUACUCUUCCAGGCCCAGUGGGCAGCUAUUAAAAAACAUGAAGAAAAAAAAAUACAACAUACCUAAUUUACCUUACUCUUUGGGUUGCUUAUGUGGGGAAGAGAGGCAAUGAAGAUGUUUUUGUGAGCUGGUGACUUCUUUGCAAGCCUGAACUAAUCUAUUUUUAAACAUGGUUCUGACUAGGCUGACAGGGGUCAGGGCAGUUUUAACUCUGCGUGCCAGCUCCAGGCCUGACUGAUUUGGGGG
Messenger RNA from Sorex fumeus (smoky shrew), 1421 nucleotides. It is a transcript of the gene GDAP1, whose product is annotated as ganglioside induced differentiation associated protein 1. Gene Ontology annotation, biological process: mitochondrial fission; mitochondrial fusion. The record is from RefSeq and is a predicted model, not a curated record. Lineage: Eukaryota; Metazoa; Chordata; Mammalia; Eulipotyphla; Soricidae. Gene Ontology annotation, cellular component: mitochondrial outer membrane. The transcript has 6 exons. The coding region runs from base 44 to 1120 and encodes 358 amino acids.